Messenger RNA from Aspergillus puulaauensis, 324 nucleotides. RefSeq lists its product as uncharacterized. Lineage: Eukaryota; Fungi; Ascomycota; Eurotiomycetes; Eurotiales; Aspergillaceae. The record is from RefSeq and is a predicted model, not a curated record. The coding region runs from base 1 to 324 and encodes 107 amino acids. The transcript has 2 exons.
AUGGAAGGAGCGAUGAAGGUCCAGGUCUAUCGCACCUGCCUGGUAAAGAGUUGUGGACCAAGGAAGGAGCAACCAAGGGAUUCAGUCAGGGAAGGCGAGUCCCAGCCAUUCAUGACACGAUGGAAGUCUGACGAGCAGUUCAACGACUACAAGAAUUCACUGUUCUAUUUCAGUCGACGAGUGACAGCGGGUGGGUGCAGUGGAGCAGUCAACGGUCCGCGCCACACGUCACAGCUGGUAAGCUGGCAGUUUAACUUUAUAGCCAGCCAACGAACUAUGGUUCAAAAGUGCCUAGAUGCUUCCCCAGGACGUCUGGCCAUGUGA